Ascoidea rubescens DSM 1968 is the source of this 4524-nucleotide messenger RNA. It is a transcript of the gene NUP188, whose product is annotated as Nup188p. Gene Ontology annotation, molecular function: structural constituent of nuclear pore. Gene Ontology annotation, cellular component: nuclear pore inner ring. The transcript has 2 exons. NCBI's taxonomy places the organism in Eukaryota, Fungi, Ascomycota, Saccharomycetes, Ascoideales, Ascoideaceae. Gene Ontology annotation, biological process: RNA export from nucleus; protein import into nucleus. Bases 1 to 4524 code for a protein of 1507 amino acids. The record is from RefSeq and is a predicted model, not a curated record.
AUGAUUUUAAAUGAUAAUAUAUUAACCAUUGAGUAUCUUACUGAAUUGAUAUCUUUAUUAUUCCUAGGCUUAAAUACAAACUUAUCUUCAUCUUUUGCUGAAAACAACAUCAAUGGCUUCAAUAACAAUAUUAUUAAUAAUCGUUCUUUUGUUGAAAAUGGAACUGAGUCUGAAAUAGAAACUGAAAAUGACAAUGACAGUUAUUCCUCUCUAAAUACUGACACUGACACUACUAACAAUAACAAUAAAUUUUUUGUUAAUAUUGAAGAAAUUCUCUACUUUAACGAUCCACAAACUUUUAAAUUAAUUAAUGAUAUCAUAACUUUGAAUCAAUCCUUUAACAAUCCAAUGGUUUUAUAUUUUUGGAUAUUAAUCUUACAGUUAAAAUAUUUAAAAAUUGAAACCGCAACAACUGAUAAUGACAACCAGUUAAUCUCAGAUGACCAAUCCUUUUUAUCUUCUUUAGUUAAACUAGACGAUUUUAAUCAGAUCCAAACUCUAGAUCAAGACCAAUUUCAAUUGUCUCAUUUAAAGUUAAAUUACUUGAAAAAUUUAAUUUCCUUUUUAAUUCAAAAAUUCGAUCAAUUAAAUGGUUUUGAUCAAAUUGAAAAAAAUUUUAACCAUUUAAAAUUUAACAAUUUAUAUGUCAUCAUUCAAUCUUGCUUCCUCAUCUCUAUUUUGCCUUAUUUAAUACUUGAAAAUUUCUUUGAUAAUUUUUUUACAAAAAAACUAAUUCUUUUAUUAAAAUUUAAAUUGCCUAACGUUGAGGACUCAUUGUUAUCUUUUUUAAAUUUAUGUUUAAUUAACGGAAACUUUGCUUUGGAAAAUAUAUCAAAUUUAUCAACAUAUUUUUAUAAGUUUAAACCUGAUCAAACUAAUGUUGAUUAUGAACUAGAAAAUCAAGAUGAUGACAAUGGACUCAUCAUUUUAAAAGAUAAUUUAUUUGUUAGUCCUCCUUUUGAAUUAGAUAAUGAAAAUUUCUUAAUCAAAAUGAAACCUGGAACAAAGGGCAAAAUUUUAACAAAUUUAAAUAUUGAAAAUUGGGAAUUCAUUGUAUUCUAUCAUGGAUAUAAUGGCUGGAAUCUAUUGGGCAGAUUUUUUCAAAAUAUUUUAGUCAAAUUAAUUUAUAAUCAACCUAGUGAUGAUAAUCCAAAUAUUUCGGAUUCUAUUUCUGUUGAUGAACAAGAAUUUUUAAUAACAUUUAUUAAAUUAUUGAGAAAUACUUUUAAUAUUUUAUCGGGUGAUCAAUGUUUGGAUUUAAUUGAUUCAUUAUCUGUUUAUCUUAAUAAACAAACUUUAAAAUGCGAUAAUAUAAUGGACUUAGUUUUAAGAUUAUUUAAUUACUCUUUACAAAAAAAAAACAUGGAUUAUUUAGUUGUAUUAACCGGUUUAUUUGAUGUUUUUGUUAAAAAAAUUCCCGAUACGAUUUGGUCUUUUUUAAUUAAAUCAAAUUUAUUGAAUCUGAAUAAAUUGAUUUUUUCUGGCUCUCUGAGUUUUUCCUUUGAUGAUGAAACUAAUACGAAUAAUGAAGAUGGUGAUUUAUUAUUAAAUAUCCUUAAUUCCGUCGAAACUCACACUCAAAACUUUGAUUUCUCAAUUUCUUUAGUUAAGUUAUUUGAUUCAUUGAUUGAUGAUUGUUUGUUAAUUCAAGAAACUGAUCAAAGUGUAUUUUCAGAUAAAGUUAAAAGUGAAAUUUUAUUGAAAUUCACUCAAUAUUUCUUAUUUUUAUUUGAGAAUUUUCAAAAUUAUGGGUUUUCUCAAAUUCAUCAAUCUUAUAACUUGAGUUCAUUAAUUCUUGAUGUCUUUCAAAGAAUAUUAUUGUCAACUUAUAGUAUUAAUUUACAAAAAAAUUCAAAACCUCAAUUACCAAUUCAUAAUUUAACUGACUCAGCAGAAAGAAUUAUCAAGUCGUUUUUGGUUGUUAAUUUUUCUGAUCGAAGAGCAAUCAACCCAAUAGUAAAAAUGAUAAGUUUAGUUGAUAGUGAGUUGAAUGAUUUUACGAUCACAAAUAUAUUUCAAGUAAAUGAUAUAAAUUCGUUUCACUUUAAAAGCUAUAUUUUAAGUUGUUUUGAAUUUUCUAGAUUAAUUUUAUCAAUAAGAGGCUUAUUCUUCAAAAAAAUUUCAUACUUUGAAAAAGAAUUAUACAAAUCAGUAUCCUCUUUGAUAAAUAUUUAUUCAAAAAUAUUAGAACUAAGGGUUCCUAUAUUAAAAUUAUUAAUAAAACUUAUAAGUUACAAUACAUUAAAUAAAGAUCUGGAUUCAGGAAAGGACAAGGAUAGCGAAAAACUACCCUCACUAUUAGCUUAUUUGGGUGAAUAUCACACGAAAGUUUUAUUAUACUCAAUAGCAAAUGAUUUACAAAAUUCUUUGGACAAUUAUGAAAUUAAAAAUUAUUUAUACGAUUUUAUUUCAACAGUCUUGGAAUAUAAUCAGGAGGGAUUGUCAAUAAUGUUUUUGGCGGGCCAUGACGUUCGUCUUCAUGACAAAUCUAACAAUACGAAUAAAAAGAAACAGGAGCUUUCAAUUUUCCAAAUUCUAAAAAAUGAUGCUUUAAACAUUAAUAACUAUCCUCAUUCAGUAUCGAUUCACUUAUUAGAAUCUAUUUCUUAUGCCUAUAACUCUUGGACAUUUGCUCAAAAAAUCACUCCUACAGAUAAGGCUCUUGUGGAAAUUUUAGUAAAAACCUUUUUGAAAUUCAAGGAUGUAAAAAUAUCUGAGUUUACCGGAAAUAAAGAGAUGAUUAAAUAUUGCUACAAAAAUAAGUUAAUUUCUAUAAUUGGAGAAAUUUCUGCAUUUUUAUUAUUUUUUGUAACAAAUUCGUCAUCAAAAGAAAAGGUCCAACUUCAAACAAUCAUAAAGCCAAUUGUUGAUUUAUUAGAAAGUGAUUCAUUUAUCAACACCUAUUCGAAGGACUUAUUUAAAAUUAAUUUUAGAAAUUCUAUUAGGGACAUUAUUGUUGAUAAGAAAUCAAUCUUGUCAAAAGUUGACUUUUCUGAAUUUAUGUAUUCAACUUUAAUUCAUUCAAGAAAAAGAUAUGGUAUUCACUCGACAUAUAAUCUUAUUUUAUUGGAUCAGGUAUUUUGUGAUUGUGAUGAUUGGGAUUCGGUUAGACAGGAUUUAAUUGAUAACAGUAUUCAGUCACAAUAUGUGGAGUCUCAGGCAACAGUUGUGAAAUCAUGGGGUGCUUUAAUAACUUCAAACAUAAAAUACAAGAAAAACCAAACAAAUCUCAAAUUUAUUGAUGUUGCUAAAUCAUUAAUUGAAAUCAACAAUAAAGAAGGAAUUGUUCCAGGCUUUGAAGAAGUAUAUUUGGAAAGAAUUGAGCUUGUAUUUUUCAUUAUGUAUAACAUAUCUCAGAGCAAGAAUGAUAAAAUUACGGAGGUUCAACUCAAGUCUCUAAUUAUUGGUCUUAUUAUAUCAUUGAUGUCAAAAGAGAUUGAUUUUUUUAAUAAUUUCACAAAUAAUAACUUUCAAUUUUACAGAUCAUUAUUGAGGGCACUAUCAAUCACAUUGAAUAUUUCGAAAAAUUUGAAAUACUAUUAUUUAGAUUCAAUUUCUGAGGAAUUGUUGAAAUUUUUCAAUUUAUACAUUGCAAAGGGCACCAAAUUAAUUAUAUUAUCAAUUCAAGAAAAAGUUGUGAAAAUCAAUGAACUCAAAAAGGAAAAUGCUGAUAAAAAUGAGUCUGAUCUAGUUUUUGAGUUAGGUAUGAUAUACAAUAGGAUUGAAGAUUUGUUAUUAUUUAUUUCUAUUUUUAAAGAAAUUGGAUCUCUAAAACCAUCAUUCAAUCUAUUGACAAGUAUAACAAAUUGUUUUACAGUUCAUCAAACAUUGAGAUCUGUAUUAGAUCUUUACUACUACUCAAACUCUAUGAAAAUCAAUAACGAGCCAGUUUUUGCUGAUCUAGCGUUGAGAUUUAUUUUUGAAUUGGUGUCAGCAGAUGUUGUUUCUGAGCAGUUAGUUUCAAAUGAUUUAUUUUCUACAUUGAUUGAGAGUCCUAUUUCAUUGAUUAUACAAAAGGGAAUCAUUACACCAGAUAUUCUACCUCGCUAUCACCAUGUUUGGAGUAAUGGACUCUUGUCUGUAAUUUUGAUUUUGCUUAAGAAAUUUGGCGAGAGACUUUUCCCUGAAAUUUGCUUAUUUUUAAAGAGAUUUUCUGCUCAGAUUUAUAGGACAAUUACGGGAUGGUCACUUGAUUUAUUGGUGAUUACGUUUCCAUCAAUUUACGAGACUGGACAAUUGAUACUAAUAUUCCAGGUGUUGCACAGUUUGAAUUUUGAGGAGUUUGCGACAAACAGUUCGAUUGACAUUCUUCCUGGGUUAAACAACAAAGAAGAUAGAGAUAUAUUAGUCAGCAAUUUCAACCAAUUGCUAUCGCAUCCAAAGUUUCUUGCCUCCAGAUUUGUUCCCUCCAGCAUUGAAGAACAGAAGAUGUUGGAAGAUACCAGAUCCAAGUCAAAGCUCAUAGGUGAUGUCGUUAACGAAAUUGUUAACUUGAGAAACAAUCUUUGUAGUAUUGAAAGUUAG